GAAGCCGCAUCUGCGGCUCGCGCCACCACUUUGGGCAAGUCCCCGCGACGGACGCUACCAACUCCAGCACAUGGCGAUCGCGGGUGUCGCUUGCAAAGGAAUUCAUACCAUAGCGCCUACCGCUGUAGCUCUAAAUGAUGUUAUUCCGACACUUCAUUAAUUCAGAUGACUUACUUAAUAUUAGUGGACGUAGGUUUGCACGUUAUUGAUUUUGAGCGUGUUCUGAGCACUUUAUUAAAUAUAUUCGUUGUACGUAAAAAUUUUAACCCCCCCUCCCCGCUUCGUUGAGUUAGGGAAUCCCGCAAACCCGGCUAUCACCGGGCAUCCCUUGCCAACAUGGCGGCGCUCAGCAAGUCCAUACCGCACAACUGCUACGAGAUUGGCCACACGUGGGACCCUUCUUGUGUCACCGCUUUUCGCCAGGUCAGCUGGGGCGCCUUCGACGAGGCCGUGCGAAUCUACACGCCGCUCUACUUGAUCGCUGCGCUUCUGCGGCGGCGUAAGCGCGACUACUACCUGUACCGGCUGCUGCCGGAGCUCUCGCGGUCGGUGGCCUUCCUCAGCGCCAAUGGCGGCCUCUACAUCGCCUCCUUCUGUAUUCUGCGAAAGCUUAUGGGUGGCUUCAACUCGUGGCUGGGUGGCUUCUGGGCGGCACUGCCAGCCUCCUACAUUGCCAUCCUCCUGGAAAGAAAAAGCAGGAGAGGCCUGUUGACCAUCUACAUGGCAAAUUUGGCGACCGAGACCAUCUUCCGGAUGUGCGUGACCCGCGGAUACGUGACGCCCGUCAGGCACGGAGAGGUCCUGCUGUUUUGUAUCACGGCAUCUCUCUACAUGUACCUGUUCAGGUGUAAAGAUGGUCUCAAGGGCUUCUCAUUCUCGGCAUUGAAGUUCCUGGUGGGCAAGGAGGAGCGGCUGGACCACGCCCCCGAGGCGCUGCCAGUGGACCGGGCGGCCGCGGCACGUGCCGACGACUCGGAGCGACCGGCAGCGGCGGCUGCGGCGGCGGCGGCGGCGAUUCCUGGCGACAGGCCGUCCCGCCUGGCACUCAUCCGCUACCUCGUCCGCCUCCUCGUCAAGAGUGGCCCAAGGCACCGAUGCUGCAAGCAUCACAAUGAAAACUGCAUCUAUUACAGCUUCAAGGCGUUCGUGCGGAUGUUCAGCGUCGGCUACCUGAUCCAGUGCUGCCUGCGCGUGCCGGCCGCCAUUCGCCACCUGUUCACACGGCCCUCGCGCGUCCUCCCCACGCUCGUGCACCGUGAAAACUUCCGCCUCGGGGCCUUCCUCGGGUCCUUUGUCAGCCUCUACAAGGGGACCAGCUGCCUCCUGAGAUGGAUGAGGAAUUUGGACGACGAACUGCACGCACUUCUCGCCGGCUUUGUUGCCGGCCUGUCGAUGAUGUUCUACAAGAGCACCUCCAUCUCCAUGUACCUGUCCUCCAAACUUGUGGAGACGCUGUACUUCAAGGGGAUCGAGGCGGGCAGCUUCCCGUACUUCCCGCACGCCGACACCAUCAUCUACGCCAUCUCCACCGCCAUCUGUUUCCAAGCGGCCGUCAUGGAAGUGCACAACCUGAGGCCGUCCUACUGGAGGUUCCUGCUGCGGCUCACCAAGGGCAGAUUCGCGCUGAUGAACCGGAAGGCUCUGGACGCGUUUGGGACCCAGGCCUCACGGGACUUCAAGGAGUUUGACCUCAAGUUGGAUCCCCGUUUCACGCACACGGUCGACUCUAGCCACUGAGCGGACGGGCCGCGGCACGCGCGCCGAUGGGAUGCGUUCGACGGCACACGCCUUCGCCGAUGGGGCGUUCGUAACGACUAAACCUGAACGCCGCCUCGCAGCGUGCGAGAUGAUUUGUACGCGCGCCCUGUUCGAAUGCGCGAACACGGGUCGAUUGUUAAAACGUUACCUAAUUGAGAUUUUGAAAUGAUUCCAAAAAAAUGUUGUCACCGUUUGUUUUAGCCCAAUGCAAAGCCAAAUUGCGUUUUAGUAAAGUUUAAGUUUCAAAUUGCCUUUGAUUGGUAUGAUGGUACGAACACGGUCGUACGAAAACAUUGAAAUUUAAUCCGUGUUCUAAGUAUGCGAGAGCCUGCAUAUUUACGAUUGCAACUCAUGCCAAUAUAAUAGGUCCAAUAUAAUUAAAGCCAACGAUGGGCAGAAAAAUGCUAAAUAUGGUAGAAGAGUAACUUGCGGCACUUGGAGACUUCACACUUUAUCAAAUAUGCCGAGCACAGCAAUCCCAGUGUGCAGUUAUGGCAAGGUGCCAAGAUUAACACCGCCAGUGUACAUUUCGACACAAACUCCGAGCGUGACAUGGCAAUGGUAUGGCAUUGCUGCUUUUGCAAGGCUGAAACUUCCACGAGCAGGCCAUGCCGCCAUCCAAGGUCGGUUGACCACUGGCAGCUUUACUUGGGUUAUUUUUUUUUCCAGUUCUGCUUAUGUCCGGCCUAAUGCACCGCACAAUUGCGUAUGCCCGAGUAUGCGACGGGUAAUUAUUAUUCUUAUUACGUUAACCAAAGAACAGGUCUUGGUUACAUCGACGCAGAAUGGAAUCUGCCACUGUUUUAAUUUAUCGGAAUGGUUUUUUGACGGACAUCAGCGGCAGGACGUGUUGAACGUGUACCUCUGAAGGCACCUAAUGGUUGAGAUCGGUGGGAUCUGAACAUUUGCUCGGAGGGCGUCCUGAACGUCGGCAUUGGUCCAGUGACGCGGGGAUACUGAUUUCUAAUCCGGGAGCCAGCCGCUCGCAAUUAAAUCGGCUUCUGAUGCAUAUUGGAUUCGAUGAUUCCCAACUGAUGUUUGUGUUUGCACUCAAUUCGGCAUCGCCGAGGGAUGACUGCCGGUGUGAUAGCCAUGGAAAAAAUUAUUGGUGGAGCGCACACUCCCCCUGCUGUUGCCUGAGGGAGGUGUCGCUGAGCUGUUGAGACGGCUGCUUGCGGGAUUCGAGAAUCGAGCGAUGUGCUUAGACUUGGCGUGAGCGCGCCAAACGGAAAUCAUGCCCGAGGCCCCGUUCGUUCGUUUUGCUUGGCACGCGCGACCGAUGCAGUGACGCUGUACUGGCAGCUCUUGACCAAUGCGCGCUUGAACACACAGUAUUUGGAUCGCAGUUGUGCGGGAGCGCGCCCAAAGGCCACUUGUAUAAGUGCAACCUCUUACUCUGUAUACAGACGUCUAUCUCUGCGAUGGACCUCGAUGGGUUGCAGGCGCGUUCCGUCAGCCAAUGUUGCUAUUGCAGCCGUGGGGUCAACGGCGUGGGCGGAUGUGGAGCAGUGAUCGAUGACCGAUGGCCAGUGCCUGUUACUGCAAUGUCAAAAAACACGAGUCUCACCGAUUCAUAAUAUAUUUGGGUUAGGCUAUGUAAUGAAUCAUCUGAUCAAAGUUGAGUGACAAAAUGUUAAAGAGGACAAUAUGUCACCUUCACACAUCUGUCUUUCGACACAGAAAAAUAAAAGUAUUAUAACAACUCAUCAGUCCAAAUGAUCUGGGAGGCCGUCAUUUCAGCAGCAUUGAUUCAAUGUCCUUGUCAGCAGUCAGGAUUGCUUGAAUCAAUGCUGGUGAACUUCUCGAAUGUUUAGAGGCAUCUUUUACUUGCAUUAAAACCCCAAAUAAACAAUUCUGAAUCGUAAUAGUGGCCUUGAAAACCUACGCGUUCGGUUUACGAGUCUCAGUGUGGGAGCGACCAGCCGUGAUUUGUCGUCUAAAACAAAAAACAAGGCAGCACUUGUAGCGGACUAAUGAAAUAAAAACGGGUAAGAUUGAGGUCGUAAGGCCCUUGAAACCCCUAACGCAAUUUAUCAACCAAUUCUGCGAUUGUGCUAAAUAUUAAGAGCCAGAACAAUCCACUGAUGAAAAUCGAUUCUUUGUCCAAACGAUACACGCCUUUUAAAAUUGCUUUGCCACCAAAAUUGAUUCUUGUCGAUUCUUUGUCAUCGUCAACGGGAAUGCGUUCACGGUGGUCAUCCUCUCAGAUGUGGCUUUUUUUGGGCUUCUGUUCCGUCACGAUGCAGCCUCGUUCAUCUGCUAUGAUAAUGACGUGACAAUUGUUGGCUAAUGUGUAACGUUCAUGCAUGGACCAGCACGGCACAGGGAUAUGGGGCACGGUAUUGGAGAGACAGCGAGAUUUUAUCAAACGAGAAAAAAAUACAACAACAUAAACAGAUCCAAAUUUCAGUACAGACGAGACGGUACAAAAAGCAUAAAGCGCCGUGCUGAUGCCAUGAAUUAAUGUCUAGGUUGUGUCGACUACACAUUCCAGUGAUCUGCAAGACAUCUCGCGGUCCACCAGAGGGCAUGUCGUGCACAUCUGUGAAAAAAAGCCUCCGAAACAACACGUGUCGUGUUUCCAUCGACUUAGUCGCUGAAUUACACGACCCACCUUUGCGUUACAAGACGUUCGGCCAUCGUGUGCCAGCAUCACGGUCCAAAUGCCCCAGAUUUGAGAAGAUGCUGGAUUGUGAAACGGCAAUCGUCAACCCCCUACUGCGGAACGUAGCAGGGCCCUCUUGAAAACUAUCUUGGGACUCUGCGUGACUUUCCCGAGUAAACUAAGCCGAAUGUUGAUGACAAUGUCCGUGAGUACGUGUCUUCUGGGAGACGUGUAUUAAACCAGUUGUUCAGGAUCAUCUUCCAGAAGGCGGUUCUCCAUUGUAACACAUGACCUCCCAGAGUGCAGAUGACACUACCCCCACCGAUAGUACGAAAUCCUCUUCCAGAAGACAUUCCCCCCCCCCCCCCCUUUUUAAUUGUAAAUUCGCGCAAUCGUCAUCCUAAUCUGGGAGCCGGUUCUGCAUGGCAAUUUACUGUAUUCUCCAGAUUAAACGCACUUUUACAUUAAAACAUUUUCUCGCACAAAAGAUUGGGGUGCAUCGUGUUUCCCAGAGCGUUUUUAGAAUUCUGGAGAAUGCGGUAAAUCCCAAAGCAGUAACAGCAACACUGGCAAAUGUGUGUGACUAGAGCAGGAGUUUUUUUUGUCGUUGACCAAAAUAGUUGGAGAGCCGCAUCACACGCAGAGCUACUUGUACGCACACGCAAACACAAAAUAGGUGAUGGAAUAAACUGCGUCUAUUUAGCCCCCCACCCCCCCUAGUUAAUCUUUAAUAAUACCAGUUUAACGGUACAUUGUGUUGUCACCAAAAAAUUCCAUUGUGACUCAUUCCCAGUCAUAUUGAUUCAAUUGAUUUUUAUUUUUGCGUCAAAUUACGUUUAAGAUACAUGGGGGAUUUUCUUCUAUAAUAAAGCGGCUGCUGCCCGGGAGGGGGGGGGGGUGAAGCCAAAGAGCCGCAUGCGGCUGAGGUGCCGCAGUUUGCCGAGCCCUGGGUGAGAGAAAUCGACUGAUUUGGUUGGAUGCGCGUUGCUAUCCUGGAUGGGGAGGGGGUGACGGGUCCCAUCAUUUUUACAGCAUCAAUAAACGAGUACCACACUUUGUGGGAGUUUCGAGGUAUGGUUAUCUUUUUGGAGCGACUGGUGCCCGUCAGAGGAAUGUGGAAUUGCUAUGAUAGGCUAGGAACCUCCAAUGAAAACAAUGACCCCCGACUCGGAUAGUAUCCGAAUCUGUGAGCCUUCCCCGGUUAUAUAAAGUCCUUGUCAUGAGCAGGUGCCUUGUAAAAUUGGCAGCUGUGCUGAAUAUUAACCCCAAAGGUACUUUAUGACCGUUACUCCACUAAUCAACUCUCAAAUGGAAAUCGACAGUAUUUUAAAUUCAUUGCUUUUUUAGCCCUGUAAAUUCCCUAAAACAGUAUUGUGCAUAAUAUGCUCACGAAUCUGUUCACAGAGUGAUGUGGUCUUCCCUUGAUGCUUUGUGGCUUUUGAAACGUAUAUCACAUUAACCCUUCUAUUGCAUGUCCAUCAGUGGGUUUCCAUGUCGCUUAUUUGCUCAAAUAAGCACCAUUUAUUUUUUUGCAUAUUGAUAAGACGGUAUAGAAAACUACCUGAUCAAAUAUAUAUUUACUCCACCCAAGAAACGGACAAAUGCGUACAUGGUAAUAUUUUUUUUCAAUUACGCACGUUUAGGUGCAGGGAACGAUGAUCUAUUGGGGUUUUUUUAAAUCAAAUAAUGUAAGUAGGGUUAUUCUAAUUGGAACCCCAGUGAUUUAUUGCUGUUUUAUUUGCUGGCACGCGAGUGUUGUGGAUUCUCUCUGGCUGGGAUGGAUGCUAGCCAUAGGCACUGGGGUGCUCCAACGUUACACACCGCGACAACACCCAGGUGAUCGUCUCAAAAGGGAGAAUGGACAUUUUGCGAAACAAAGUUGAUUAGCCUAUAAAGUCGAUAUGCAUCGUAUACUCUGAUAUAUAUGUAUGUAAAUCAAGAAUUGUUGGUUUAUUCACUACGAUACAUUGAUGAGCAAUCUCAAAAGGGUCUGAUGUUUAAUGGCCAUACAACAAUUUGUUUUGCUGUGGUGGAGGGCAACCUUUGCUUUUGUUUGUCCUGUUGCCCCCCCCCCCCCCCCUUGUGCAUCUCUGAUUACAGAGAGAAGAGACUGCCGAAUUAUUACAUCGAACGUCAUGCAAAUGUUAACUCGAUGGCAUAGUCAGGGUUUUCAGACAAGCUUCGUUGAUUUGGUUCAAGCCAUGGUAAGGUUUAUUAUUAGUUUGUUUGGGUGCCAUUUAAAAAUAUAUAUGUACUGUAUUCCUAAUCGUUUACCUUAAUAUUGAACUCGAAAUCACUCAUUGCUAAGGAUGACCAGAAGGCAGUACAAACAGCUUUGCAGUUCGUUUGGAGAUCGUAACAGAUCUUAUUCUUCUGUUAUCCUCAUUGCCCGAGUGUUGGAUGUCUCCUAGAUACAUCUUAUCAUAUGUUCACAUGCUCUUUUAAGCAUUGGGUAAAUGCUCAUCUCCACAAGUGGUCUUGAGGGAGUGGUGGAAAUUCCACGUGACAGUGGCAGGGACUAUAUUCUGCUCAUGCAACAGCUACUGGUGGCUUAGAAGAGAGUGAGUGAUGCUCAUUUCAAGUCUAUUUUAUCCACCGAGGAAGAUGACGAGCUGAGACGACCCUGUCUGGGAUUUAAACUCGUGGCCUUGUCAUCGUGGGCCAAUUGUGAUGUCAGGACUUUGUCAUUUGUUGAUACAUUCUUAAUUCAAUAAAUCUACCUAAUUGCUUUUGUAAAACUCA
Petromyzon marinus (sea lamprey) is the source of this 7105-nucleotide messenger RNA. It is a transcript of the gene TMEM135, whose product is annotated as transmembrane protein 135. The record is from RefSeq and is a predicted model, not a curated record. NCBI's taxonomy places the organism in Eukaryota, Metazoa, Chordata, Hyperoartia, Petromyzontiformes, Petromyzontidae.